This is a messenger RNA of Medioppia subpectinata, 379 nucleotides long. The record is from the annotation of a GenBank genome assembly. Lineage: Eukaryota; Metazoa; Arthropoda; Arachnida; Sarcoptiformes; Oppiidae.
AUAAAAAGCUACACGUGACAAUGAUGAUGAUAUUUUGACACAGAUGGUAUAUAAACAUAUUUGCUUUUAGUAAAGUAUUAAAUUUAGUAAUCAUUCAAUGAGUGGACGAGUGUUUGUAAAGUAUUUACAAAAACAAUUGGCUGCCGAUUGUGGCCGUCAUAACCGUAUUAUUACCGUUAAUUCUCGGUUAUUAACCGCAGCGCCAAAAGUAAUGCCUAAAACACCUGACACAAUGUUCACCACCGCAACUACCAUCACCACCAAUGAAACCAAAUACAUCUACGACCCGGCGAUCAUCAAGGGCCGUAACGCUGACCACUCCAUACACCCGCUAAUCCUGAGCCGUACGUCUCCGCGGGAAAUGACGGGUCAGGAGCUG